This is a messenger RNA of Saccostrea echinata, 594 nucleotides long. RefSeq lists its product as uncharacterized. Gene Ontology annotation, molecular function: zinc ion binding. Lineage: Eukaryota; Metazoa; Mollusca; Bivalvia; Ostreida; Ostreidae. The transcript is spliced from 2 exons. The record is from RefSeq and is a predicted model, not a curated record. Bases 149 to 592 code for a protein of 147 amino acids.
ACAGUUCCACAGCCGCAGCAUUAGCUCCGCCCACCAUAGAUACAUCAUAGCAACGAAGCAGACUCGGACAAAGAGAGAUGAAAAACGGCGGCUGAUACAAACGCUCUAGGAAUAAUUCCUGCGAGUAUAUCGCUAGAUUACUUUAAAAAUGUCGUCGUUACAUCCCGUGCAAAGGAGAGGGGGUAUAAUUAAUGGUUAUCUCCAUGCAGUAAAAUUGUAUACUUCCACCAAUAAAAACGUAGAAAUUACGGCAAAAUGUUACUGGUCUAUGAAAAAGAGCGAGGAUCCCCACAAGAUAAAUAUGACGAUAAACUAUGAUGUGUGUGUCAUUGACGAUAGUCAUUGCUCUUGUCAGGCAGGACUCUCUGGAACAUGUGCUCACACAACGGCAUUGAUAUACACUAUUCAGCAUUAUAAGCGUCUUGGACUGAAUCAGGUUCCUGCAGAGCUACCCUGCACAAGUUUGCCUCAACAAUGGCACAAGCCUAGGGGGACUAAAAUUCAACCGGAACCCUUAUCCUCCAUGGUAUUCUCAAAGCCCAAACCAACCCCAAGAAAGAAGAAACCAGUUUAUGUGGACAAACCAAAUUAAAC